Molecule: messenger RNA, 1062 nt
Organism: Cadophora gregata
Lineage: Eukaryota; Fungi; Ascomycota; Leotiomycetes; Helotiales; Ploettnerulaceae
Exons: 4
Coding region: 1-1062 (353 amino acids)
Biological process (GO): regulation of transcription by RNA polymerase II
Cellular component (GO): nucleus
Molecular function (GO): RNA polymerase II cis-regulatory region sequence-specific DNA binding; DNA-binding transcription factor activity, RNA polymerase II-specific
Source: RefSeq, a predicted model, not a curated record
AUGACUAUGGCCAUCGACAAUCAACAACGCUUCGGCGGCAUGAACUUUGACCACAUGUCUUACCCAAAUCCUCCUCAGUUUACCAACCCGUGGACGGCGACUUCGUCGCCUUCCCAGAACCACAGCCUCUAUGCCUCCUCGCAUGGCAAUCUUCACCCGAGCUUGGGUCUCGACAUUAAGCACGAGCAACAGCAACAAGCUCCCCGUAUGAAUAGCACCGCGUCUAUGGGAUCAUAUGCCAGCGUACCUAUCAGCGCGGCAUCAGCAGAUUUGUUGAGUCCUUCUCGUUCUGUGUCAACUGGAUACGGUGAGAGUCACCACGCAUACUCAAGUGCUCCAUCUCCAGCCCACAACGCCUAUGCGCCGCCCCCAACCCCCUACGAGACCAUGGGUUAUGCCCCAGCACCGGUGCGAUCGACAUACGCCAUUCAACAAGACAACUCAAGACGUCUAUCACAACCAGGACUCCAAAACGAAUCAACGCGAAGCUUCGGCGACGCCAUUGAUGCCAGCAGAGGCAUGAUUGCCAUGAGCCAAAACACGCAAACACCACGCAAUAUAUACGAAGCACAAGGAGGACGUGUAAGAGGAUCAGGUGAUGCCUACGGCUUCCCCACUACACAUUCUAGCAACUCCUCGAUUUCUUCGUCGAGCAAUUACCAGGCAUAUUUUGGCGGAUCUGUCGACUCGUCAGUCAGUGAUUACUCAAAUGCUGGUUCCGACAUUGAGUCUGUCUCAUCGAGAACAUUGCCGCGCCCAUCCGGCCUGAUCAACGGAGGAAUGCCGCCUGCGCCAGCAUCAAUGAUGGGACAAUUCAGUUCAAAGGUAUCGUCGAGUACACAGAAGAAGCACAAGUGCAAGGUCUGCGACAAACGAUUCACACGUCCAAGUUCUCUGCAAACACAUAUGUAUAGCCAUACUGGUGAGAAGCCAUUUUGCUGCGAAGUUGAAGGUUGCGGACGCCACUUCUCUGUUGUAUCGAACUUGCGCAGACAUCGCAAGGUUCACAAGGGCGAGGCUCGAUCAGACGCGGGAUCAGAAGACCAUCACUCCGACGAUUAA